AUGGCAAUGGACUUGGAAGAGCUUCAGCUACAAUUACAAAAGGUACUGUGCGAAGUAAGCGAAGAUAUAUUGGUUAAACUAGCAGUGUUUCUCAAAUUGGACGAGGUGAAAUAUCAAGGAAAAUCAAAACUUAGUAUUACUCGAGUACUUCGAAGAGAAAGUGAGGAGCAAGUAGCCCAGAUUGAAGAUGAGAAUCAAUGCCGUGUAUUUCUCGAGGAAAUCCUAGGACAGUUGAUUGAGAUUACAGAUAAAGAAGCCCCUCCAAAGGAGAAUGGAAGAAAGUGAACUGAAGGCGACAGCGACAAGUGUAAGUAUACCAACCACAAAUGAUCUUAAAAGUGUAUUACGUAGGGAAUUCAAGAUUAAUGGUCAAAUAGGGGAACCCGGUCAAAAGGAUAAACUCACAUUUGUAAGCUUGGUCAGACAGAUCGAAAGUGCAUCGUCUAAGGGUUACUCAGAAACAGAAGUGAUUGAUGGUGUAAUAAGAGCAAUUAUUCCUACCAUGCAGCUGCGAAGUUAUCACGAGACAGUCAGUGACCUGACAUUGCCAAAUUUACGUGCUAUUUUAAGAUCACACUUUCAGGAGAAAAGUGCAACUGAACUUUACCAGCAAUUAACAACAAUUGUACAAUCACCUGAAGAGAGUCCACAGAGUUUCCUGAUAAGAGCUCUAGACCUACGUCAAAAGGUUUUAUUUGCCUCUAAAGAAGCAGGGGUAAAGAUCAAAUAUGAUGAAAGUCUUGUUCAAGGACUGUUUUUACACUCGCUCGAGACUGGACUUCAUCAUGAAGCUGUAAGAACAAAGUUACGACCAUUCUUACAACAACCAGAUAUAACGGAUGAAUUACUAAUUGAACAAAUGAACAUAAUUGUAUCAACUGAAACAGAGAGACAAAAGAAAUUUGGUAAAGCAAGUCAGGCACGACAACGAAAAAUCAACAAUGUUCAAGCAGUUAGGUGGCUCCCUACAGUUAUAGUCCAGUUUAAAAUAUUUAUAUAGCUCAGACGUCAUCCUCGCGACUCGCGCGUGGAAUCGUCGUGGCCCGGUAAAAAUCUUGAAACAAGUAAACAAGCCGCGGGAAGUUGUUUUUGUAUUUUUAUCUACAAAGAAAACGCCAAUGUUUUAUUAUAAUCCUAAACUUUUCAACAUUCGAACAGUACGUAUGUUGUUAGCUAGUUUUUACCUACAUUCAGUGUGUUUUUUUUUAUAUAUUUAAUACGUUCAGUACUGUAUUUCAUAAUGCUCACAAUGUUCAACAACAGUGUCACGGACUGAAAUUAUAUUUUAUACUGUCUUGAAGGCACUCCUGAAUUGUCACUGAAACUUACGUAAACCCUGUCAUUCAACUCAGUUCACAUGUAGUUUUUAUCUGCUGAAUCCAAUAAAAUUAUAAUGCAGACAGUUACGAGUUGUUUUAUACGAAAAGUCAAACUCUACUUGAAUGUUUUGAAAAGUUUUCACACCGAUUUUCAUAACAAAACUAAAUUUAAGAAACGUUGGAUUAAGUCAGUGCGUUAUUGUGUUCUCAAUGUUUCGUAUUUUGAAUACAUAUAUCUUUUAUUUUCAUUUCAAAUAAGUAAAAAGUAUCUGUGUGAUACAUAUAAGCCAAAAACUCAAAGAGAAAAUUGCUAAAAAAGCCAUCUAUAAACCGUACGCGUUUCGUGUUCCCCACGCAAAUAGUGAUCAUGUCGAAUCGAUAUUUUGUCACGUCAACAGCAUCAACUGGAUUGAGGACUAUUUUUCUCGCGUUUCCUUCGGUGAAAGUUUUGUAAACUUUGCACGUUUGCUAAGCAUGACGAUUCGCCAAACAUAUCAAAAUUUCAAGAAAUUCUAUAAGACAGAUUUUUUGUAGUCGUUAUUCAUGAAUAUCUCAAAACCGGCCUUAUAAACAUCCCUUCAAAUUUUAAUAUGUCAUUCCCCUUUCAACCAUAAAUCUUAAAAAAAAAAUUCAGAAAAAUUGACCGAAGGAAAAAAAAGAUAUAUCCGUUUGAUUGUAAAAUUCGACAAUAAAAGUGCAAAAGAUGAAACGUCAUGGUUGCCAUGGCAACACUAACACUGUUCCUAUUCGUUCAUAUAUCGACAGCAGAAGACUUCUGAACUUUCCUGGAAAUGAUUAUAUUGCCCUGUCUUAAGUGUUUUCAAUAUAAAUUUGGUUCAAAACGAAGGCUACCUAAAAUACUUAAAAUUUUAGAAAACUGUAGGGAGCCACCUUAAUUAAAUUAAGUCCAGUUCAGCCGAUGUUGAAGAACCCAUUGAACAAGAUCUAAACCAAGUAGUAAAAGAAAAGAAAGGACCCAAGCAAGGUGAGCUAGUUUCUGCUCUAAAGACAGUAAAAGCAGAACUCGCUGAGCUUAGGGAAACUCUGACAAACCAACAAGCCAAAGCCAAGGAGCAAGAAACUGGGUAUAAGGAAAACCAAGCAGGACGUAGGGGAAGAUUAGGUACAAAGUGUCAGGAAGCCAAAGAACUAAACUGUGACCACUGUUUUCGAUGUGGUAGUUCAGACCACUUUGCCAGAGGAUGCAAGAAGAGACCGAAUUCGGAAAACGGAAGAUGGCUGCAGCCGAGGGACAGGAAGUAG
This is a messenger RNA of Paramuricea clavata, 2582 nucleotides long. NCBI's taxonomy places the organism in Eukaryota, Metazoa, Cnidaria, Anthozoa, Malacalcyonacea, Plexauridae. The record is from the annotation of a GenBank genome assembly.